Messenger RNA from Haemonchus placei, 729 nucleotides. NCBI's taxonomy places the organism in Eukaryota, Metazoa, Nematoda, Chromadorea, Rhabditida, Trichostrongylidae. The record is from the annotation of a GenBank genome assembly.
AUGUCCAAGGAAACCGGGCGAAUGGUUCACUACAAGCUGACAUACUUCAAUGGACGUGGUGCUGCCGAAAUUAUUAGACAGGUUUUCGUCCUUGCCGGACAAGACUACGAAGACAUUCGUCUAACCCAUGAAGAGUGGCCAAAGCACAAAGCUUCAAUGCCAUUCGGCCAAUUGCCGGUUCUCGAAGUCGACGGAAAACAAUUGCCCCAAUCCGUCGCUAUCGUACGCUAUUUGGCUAGGAAAUUCGGUUUUGCUGGCAAGAGCGCUUGGGAAGAAGCUGUUGUCGAUUCGAUCGCUGACCAGUUCAAAGAUUUCCUCAACGAAGUUCGUCCCUACUUCAAAGUUCUGUUAGGAAUGGAUCAAGGUGAUUUGAAAGCCCUUGAGAAGGACGUGUUUGAGCCUGCACGCCAAAAGUUCUUCACCAUCAUAACCAAGAUUCUCAAAGAAAACAAAACUGGAUACCUAGUCGGAGAUUCGCUAACAUUUGCCGAUCUCUACGUGGCCGAAAUGACUACCUUCACAGAGCACUACCCUAAGCUCUACGAUGGAUAUCUCGUUGGUGAUUCGCUGACUUGGCCUGAUCUCUACUUGGCUGGAGUAGUUGAAUGGGCCACAAAGAUUCCAACACUAUACGAUGGAUUCCCGGAGUUGAAAGCACAUUCUGAAAAGAUCCGAUCGAUUCCCGAGCUGAAGAAGUGGAUUGAAACUCGUCCAGAAACACCAUUCUGA